Messenger RNA from Pelodiscus sinensis (Chinese soft-shelled turtle), 1930 nucleotides. Lineage: Eukaryota; Metazoa; Chordata; Testudines; Trionychidae. The record is from RefSeq and is a predicted model, not a curated record.
ACCCACGGAUUCUAUAUGCUAAUUCCCGAUGAUUGCACAUACCAGCUGCCAGUGGGGGGGGAAUGGAGAGCACAGUGCAGGCGCGCUGGCCAGCCUGCGGGAGGGGAGCCAGUCACCCGUAGGCCCCACGCAGCUACAGCCAGGUGCAACCCACCCUCCUCCGGGUGGGGGAAUAGAGAGCACAGCACAGGCGCACUGGCCGGCGUGCGGGAGCUUGUGAACACGUUCUUCAGUUUCCUCAGACGCAAAACUGACUUCUUCGUCGGCGGAGAAGAGGGAGUAGCAGAGAAGUUGAUCACAGAGACAUUCAACCACCACAACAAGUUGGCUCAGAAAGAGCGGAAGGAGAAAAAGGCCCGGCAAGAGGCAGAACAGCGUGAAAAGGCAGAGCGAGCUGCCAGACUCACUAAAGAAAAGAAGCAGGAAGAUAAUGAGCCGAGGAUCAAGGAGCUUACGGAGGAAGAGGCAGAAAGGUUACAACAGGAAAUCGACCAGAAAAAAGAACAAAAACAAGAUGAGCCCAAAGAAGUCUCCAUGAAACCCUCUGAGAAUCCAACAGAAUCUCCAGAGUCUAGCAAACAGGAGACGGAUGACGAGGAAGAAGAUGAGAAGGAUAAAGGAAAACUUAAACCAAACUCUGGGAAUGGUGCUGACCUUCCGAACUAUCGGUGGACACAGACCCUUUCUGAACUGGAUCUGGCCAUCCCAUUCAAGGUGAACUUCCGGCUGAAGGGGAAGGAUGUGUUGGUGGACGUUCAGAGACGACAUCUGAAAGUGGGGCUGAAGGGGCACCCCCCAGUGAUUGAUGGGGAUCUGUACAAUGAAGUGAAGGUGGAGGAGAGCUCCUGGCUGAUUGAGGAUGGUAAAAUAGUCACUGUGCACCUGGAGAAGAUCAACAAGAUGGAAUGGUGGAACAAACUAGUCCUCACAGACCCAGAAAUCAACACAAAGAAAAUUAAUCCGGAGAAUUCAAAGUUGUCAGAUCUGGACAGUGAAACUCGCAGCAUGGUGGAGAAAAUGAUGUAUGAUCAACGGCAGAAAUCCAUGGGGCUCCCGACAUCUGAUGAACAGAAGAAGCAGGAUAUACUGAAAAAGUUCAUGGAGCAGCAUCCUGAAAUGGACUUCUCAAAGGCUAAAUUCAACUGAGCCCCUUGAUCUCCUCUCCCCCCACCCGCCUCAGACAAGCCAUGGAAUGGGGCAGGAUGUGCAUGGAGCGGGGGUGGGGAGUGUCCUCUCCUGACCUGGGGCUAGUCAACACUCCUGUUAUCCCCCAGUGAGCUUGCCACAGAUGCAGCUUCCUGACGCAUCCCCUUCACUGCUGUCAGUCCAGCACCAUGCAAGGCCCCUGCCUUACUUUGCAGCAGCGCCUGUCCGACCUGCAGCCAGCGGGCUCGCAUUUAUAUCGACAUUGGGGGCUUGCUUGGCAGAGCGCAGGGAUGCAGCAGAAAAAGGCUAUUUGAGUUAGGCUAAAGCAAUGUUUGAACAUCUAGGACUGUCCCUUGCCUCUUGGAACCCACUAACCCCAGCCCCUGGUUCCGAACCCAUCUAGGUGUGACCGGAAUAGAGCCGCCCUCCACGCACCUGCUUUGAAACGGGGGCAAUUCCAUCCUCUGCCCCUCCCCCUCCUCAUGUACUUGCUCCAAAGCACCUGCACAGCUCUCGUAGGACCUGCCCUUUGUGUAUCAAGCAAUUUGAGGCUGGAUGAGCUGUGGAGUUUGGAGGGUUGGUUCUACCGUCAGCAAUACAGCCCUGUUUGCACUCCGUUGAGUCCCUCAGCUCUUCCUGCCUGCCUGCCCUGCUCUGGUAUAGAAAUGGUUGGCUCCUCUAGCUUCCAUCUGUUUGUCUGGGGGGAGGUCCCCAAUACGGCCGCCUUCGCCCUUGGGCUUUGGAGUAGAGGCUAAUGUGCCAAUUAAACACCAUGUUCUCGACA